Molecule: messenger RNA, 6266 nt
Organism: Syngnathoides biaculeatus (alligator pipefish)
Lineage: Eukaryota; Metazoa; Chordata; Actinopteri; Syngnathiformes; Syngnathidae
Gene: dlgap1a
Product: discs, large (Drosophila) homolog-associated protein 1a
Exons: 16
Coding region: 478-3756 (1092 amino acids)
Biological process (GO): signaling
Cellular component (GO): postsynaptic specialization; glutamatergic synapse
Molecular function (GO): molecular adaptor activity
Source: RefSeq, a predicted model, not a curated record
UUGUGUAAAUUGUGAGCGCAGGCUUUGGCCACUUGAUGCCCACUCAUUGAGGCUUUCGCAUUCCGCCGGUGACUCCUUGGACGUCGCCGUGGCUCCAGGAAGGGACGUGACUUUGGAUACUAGGCGUUUAACGACGAUGUGAAGAUCUGACGAGGGUCCCAGGUGGGCUGGAGCUAAUCCCUGCUAUCUCUGGGCGAGAGCCAAGUUACACUCUAAAAUGGUCGCCAACCAGUUGCAAGGGACAUAUCAACAAACAACCAUCUGCAGAUCCAUCCAUCCAUCCAUCCAUUUUCUGAGCCACGUAUCCUCAGAAUGGUCACGGGAGUGCUGUAGCCUAUCCCAGCUGUCAACGGGCAGGAGAGUCUGAAGUUCUCCUCUCAGGGAAAGUCAUCCAAAGCCUUUCUAUGAACACAGGCCUGCCUGUAAUCACUCAUCCAUAUCAUUCCUGUUUUGUUUCCACCCCUUUCGCCCUACAUCAUGAAAGGCCUCUCGAGUAGCCGGAGUCACCAUCAUGUGAUGUCCUAUGAGCCAUCAUAUGAGCCACUUGUUCAGCAUGUUGACCGCAAGCCAUACUUGAUUAGUCAGAUUGACAUGCCACUACCUAUUGCUGUGCCACAUCCAAAUGAGCUGUCCUACUACAAUGCCCAGCGCACAUCGUACCCCUCAGACAGUAACAGCAUUGUCCCAUACGGAACCUUUCCUAGACGAUGCCAUUCCACCUCCUCAUCUCACCAUCCUGAGGUAAAGGAUGAGUGUAUGGCUAUGGUACCAUAUGUAGGAGGAGGGGGAGCAGUAGGUGGUGGAGGCUAUGGAGGUAAAACACCCACCCGGGCACCAGCAAACUUUGCAGACCCAUUUGAGCAUCAGCCAUCUUUCUCCAGAGAUGGUUACCAUACACUGCAAUAUAAACGAGGAAUGUUGGCCCAGAGUGGGGGCAUCGGGUCCAACGUCAACAAUGACAGCCCAGGGCGGAUUCGCCACCUGGUCCACUCAGUCCAGAAACUGUUCACAAAGUCACAUUCACUGGAGGGCCCACAUCACACACAGUCUGUUAAAGGGGCCAAUAAUGGGAGUGUUAAUGGUGGUGUUGGUGGUGGAGGAGGUGGUGGUGGUGGUUCAAGGGCAAGUCCAGAGGGUGAUGUGCCACUGAUGGGAGUCGGCCAAAGGAAGCGCAGCAAGAGUCGUGAGCGCUGUCGAUCAGCGGAGCCCAAACAUCGAAGCCACCACCAUCAUCACCACCAGCUUCAUGACUCAGCAUCUGCACCAGGCUCUGGAUAUUGGAGCUCAGAUGAUAACCUGGAACGGGAGCUGUGUCUCUACCACCCUCACCACCACCAACCACCACCCUCACCUUCACCGUCCAUUUCCCCUUCACAAAUAGCAAUGACAAUGGGUCGGUACCCUGGCAACAACCCUGACAAGUUUCCCCAGUCACAAAAAUACUUUAUGAUGGACCCUUAUGGCACAAUAAGUGAGCACGCAGACAACUAUGCACAUCAUGGCCACACACACCACCAUUCCGCACUCAGAGCCUCACGGAGCAACAACGAUGUCAAGUAUGCAGCGCCAUCCUCUUGUGUGCCAAUUAGGGGUAGCAGCAAUAACAUCGGUGGCAGUAUCGGUGGAGGAAGUGGUCCCUUGCUGUCUCUGGGUCUUGUGGAUGUGCCCCUUGUGAAGAAAGGGACAUGGUCGUCGAGCUUAACGGUGAGCAGGGCCCGAGAGGUCUACACCAACAACAGCAGUCACAACCAGCUCCGAGCCAGCACAGGAUCUGGUAUCCUAAACCUAGAUAGAGCUCUAGUCAAAUCUAAGGGCAGUCAGCAAAAGGAGAGCACUUGCCAUUUCCUACAGGUACCUCAGGAUGAAUGGAGCACUUUCUCUCCUUUGGGGAAGGAGGAUGACAUUCCUUGUCGAAGGAUGAGGAGUGGCAGCUAUGUGAAAGCCAUGGCUGAAGAUGACAGCGGCGACUCAGACGGGAGUCCUAAACCUUCCCCCAAGAUACAGGCACGACGCGCCAGCUACUUGAAAGCCACUCAGCCAUCGCUGACUGAGAUGACCACUCUACAGAUUUCAUCAGAACAUUCCCCAAAGCUACAGAUCAGGAGCCACAGCUACCUGCGUGCGGUGAGUGAGGUUUCAAUCAAUAGAAGCCUGGACACCCUGGACCCCAAAACCCUUCUCGACCCCAAAUCGUUGCUCUCCUCACCCCAAUACCGCUCACGCAAUGAAAGCUACAUGAGGGCCAUGAGCACCAUCAGUCAGUUGAGUGAAGUUGAGGUGAAUGGGCAGAUUGAGCAGGUAUGUGAGCAGGUCUACAGCGAAAUGCAGGCUCAAGCCAUGGAGGCUGCCAUGGACAGGAUGGAAAGAUUGGAUACCAUGGAUACUUUGCCAAUGCCAGGAUGUUUCAGAAUGAGGAGCCACAGCUAUGUGAGAGCAAUUGAUCAGGGCUGUGCUGGGGAGGAAGAGGGAGAAGGAGGAAGACCACUGCUCCUGUUGCCAUCCUCUCCACCACGGACAUCUGCCACGACUGUCAGGACCAUCCAGAGCAGCGCAGUUUCAUCAUGUAUCACAACAUAUAAGAAAACUCCUCCACCAGUGCCACCGCGAACCUCCACGUGUUCGGCGGCCUCCAAGCCCUACAUCUCGAUCACAGCACAGAGCAGCACAGAGUCUGCACAGGAUGCUUACAUGGAAGAAGAGGGACCAAGAGGUGACAUGACGAUCCAGUCCGGGCUCAGUAACUCAACUGAAAGCAUUGACAGCAUGAAGGCGUUGACUGCUGCCAUUGAGGCUGCAAAUGCCCAGAUACAUGGACCAGCCAGUCAGCAUGUCAGUAACAGCACUGUGACAAUCAAUACCUCUGCACAGUCAGUCUUGAGCAGAGGUCUGAUUGUUGAAGACUACCAUGAUGAAUACAGGAAUGAGGAACUCAGGAAGGACAAUUGUCUCUCCAUAGGUAUCCAGGUGGAUGGACCAGAGGAAACUCCGGACCCUGAGGACCCGUCUAAGUUCACCUCUGUUGGUGUGCAAGUGGAGGAUGACAGACGGUAUUGUCGCAUCCAACGCUCCAACAGUGUGACAGCAGCUGUACAAGCAGAUUUGGACUUGCCGGGCCUCCUUGACACUCCUCUUGACUCUCCUGAUGCGGAUUUAGAAGUCUUGUCAUCUGGAGUCCUUUCUCGUCGAUACUCCCGCGAUGCUGCCACGUCAACCGUCAGCAUCCAGGGCUCAGGGAACCACUACCAUGCCUGUGCCUCUGAUGAGUAUGAGGAUGUAGGCUUUGAUCCAUCCAUUCUUCCCCCUCCAGACCCUUGGAUAGAUAGCAUCAGUGAUGACUCACCUAAUGUCAACUUCAACAGCUCAGCUAUUUUAGAGGUGGUUCAAAGGACAGUGUGUCAGCGAGAUGGCCAAUGGUUCCUGAAACUGCUACAAGCUGAGACUGAUCGCAUGGAGGGCUGGUGUCAACAGAUGGAGAUGGACCAACAACAUAAUGACCUUCCGGAGGAUGUUCUGGGAAAGAUGAGGAGUGCCAUCGGAAGUGCUCAGCUAUUGAUGUCACAAAAGUUUCAACAGUUCAGAGAACUUUGUGAGGAGAAUUUAAACCCUCAUGCCCACCCACGGCCUGUAGCCUCCGACUUGGCUGGUUUUUGGGACAUGCUCCAAUUGUCCAUUGAGAACAUUAGCCUCAAGUUUGAUGAGCUUCACCAACUCCGAGCCAACAAUUGGAGACCCCUAGACCCACCUGAGAGAAAGUGAAGGCGCUUGCAAACAGCCACGCAUCAAUCACCACAAGAAACACCACAAGGCCUUAACUUCUCUGGGCCUACCUUGAUCCAUCAUAUGUGUCCAUGCAUCCAUCUACCCACAAUACUCUCUUCCCCUCUUUUCUUUCUUCUGACACCCGUUGCUGCCUCAUCAUGUGUGGCUUUCUGUUCUGUGCGUUUUGGCAGUUAGUGUCAAGGUCAAUGGAUACAGGAGGGUUUGGCAUCAAUGCAUUUUACAGUCAGGGGAUAAUAAUACUCCACAAUUUCAUUCAAAUAAGUCACUGUCCUUAAUAAAGCACCUUGUAUUUUUAAAAUAAAAAAAUGUAUAUUUACAGCAGGGAUUUUCAAAACUUAAUACACCAAAUACCAACAAAAAAAAAAUACUUAUACAAGUAUUACUACUACUAUCAUGACUCACAUUAAAAUUCAGCAUGACAGUAAGCCCUAGUGUUAACCAAAACCAAGACAGGGGAUUUAUUCCUGAAAUGUAAAUUAAAUAUUGUUGUAAGCCAGUAGUAAUAUUGUGCACAGUUUGAAAGUUAACGCUGUGCACAGUUAAAAAUAAAAUUGUUCUUAAAUAGUUAUUUUAAUACUAAAAAAAUUAAACACAAAUUGUAUUAAAAAUCUUUACAAACAAAGUACGAUAAAAUGCGAAUAUAUUGUACAGAUACUAAAACCUGUGCUUGGGCUGCGAUUCUUAUGCACACCACUAGAGGAAGUCCGUUUACCACUAGUACAAGGACAACAGAAUAAUGCUCAACAGUCUACAGUUAAUAUUACCAUGGCAGAAUGCAUAAGGCUUAAAAAAUGUUUUAGAACAUUAUUAUUGUUAUUAUUAUUAUUUAUUAUCACAUAUAGUGGCUAAGAAACCUGAUCAUGGUGACAAGAAAAAUGUUUUUAAAAAUAGGUAAUUCAAACUUUUAUUACUAAUACUAUUACUUGACCUUGUUUGUUUUAAUACAUUCGAGACAAAGCUAUGAUUCCAAAAUAACAAAGAUUCAGGUGUUUGGAGAAAAAUAAAUAUUGGCUAUAAGGCAUAACAAAAUGCUCUCACAAUUUUAUUGAUCAUUUUUGGUCAAAUUAAUCCAAAAACCUACCUCAGUCGUCACAAGACAAUAGUAUGUUUUCAGUACACAUCACAAGUAGUCCAUCUCUAUUUGUUCAAAUGAUCUUCCCUCCCCUUGCUACCGCCCUCUCCCACCAGGAGAGACGGCUUCCGCCUCCAGUACCCAAAAAGCCCCCCAAGGCCCCACACCACCACCCCCCUCUGGCAAGAGAUCGCUCGCUGGAGAGUACUGAGAAACAGCGACAGGAGGCCAGGAAGCGCCUGAUAGCCGCAAAGAGAGCUGCAUCUGUGCGACAAAACUCUGCUACAGAGAGUGCUGACAGCAUUGAGAUCUACAUCCCUGAGGCGCAGACAAGGCUAUGAGGACAUUACUCAGCAGUACAGUACCUACAGUAUGUCACAUAAAACAUCACAUUGUUCACUUCUUACUGGCAGUUGUUAAAUACAGAGGCAGCAGGGUUUUUUUUAAGAUAUGUCCGAACUUCAACAAUACAGUACGUCUCUGGGGCCAUAAGUGUCGUCUAUGAAUUUAUUAUAUAUAAAGCCAUGAGGGAUAUGCCACACUGGACCAGUGCACUACUUUUAUUUUCACUGAUGAAGAAGAAAUCGUACCAACAUUGCACAACAUACAGACUUUUGAGUGGUAAUAUGGUUAAGCAAAGUGUUUACACUGACACUCAACACCCAUCCCCUGGAGAGUAUAUUUUCUAACAACCUCCAACAUUUGUUUAGCACUAUAAUUAUGUAUAUAAUUAUUGAUGUAGUUAUCAUAAGGUUGUUAUAAAAUCCUGCAAAAUACUCUUGCAAAAGUCUUUCCCUCUUUACAAGCAUUAUUGUGAAAUGAAAAGGUCAGAAAUACUGUGAUACACAUCACAAAGUUUUAAUAAUGGAGAGAUCAAAGGAAAUGAAAUGGUAUGUGCACUUGAAUCAAUCGUGUUCUCUUAUCGCAUGCUCGUUAGCUUCAGCCAUUCAAAAAAAUCUCAACUACUAGGUAAAAAUGGGGAUUUCAUCUGACAUGGCUAUAGCGUUGUGGCCAGUCAGUCCAAAGUACAGCUUUAUCAAUAUUGGUUGACAAUCAUGUUUAUUUAUGAUUUUUUUCAUUUUUUAUUCAUUUAGUCAUUUAUUCUGGAGCUAAAUAGCAUAACUUCACAAAAAAAAUGACAAACAGUCAUGAGUCCUUGCGCCACCCACUUCAGAUGUGUGUGAGUCUUGCGAUGUUACUCAUCUGGUUUGAAAGAUAAGGUGGAGGCAUAGUCGUGUGUGUGUAAUGUUUCCAAAUAUUCAUCAAAUGAGACAAAUGCUAGAGCACACAUAUAUUUUUUUGGUUUUAGCACUAAAUUUUAAAAAUGUAUUCAAUAUUAUGCGUGUACAAAAAUCUUUUGUUGUAUAUCCCAUCAACCUUUUCUCAGAAUAAACUAAAAAGUAUUGGAAAAGAG